Ilex paraguariensis (yerba mate) is the source of this 1662-nucleotide messenger RNA. NCBI's taxonomy places the organism in Eukaryota, Viridiplantae, Streptophyta, Magnoliopsida, Aquifoliales, Aquifoliaceae. The record is from the annotation of a GenBank genome assembly.
AUGUCACUGGCAUGUGCCGGGUUGCGGGCUCUUGAUUUUGGCAAAAUGGUUCAUGGUUUUAUCAAGAAGAAUGAUGAGAUUGAUUCGAACUUGUUUGUUGGGUCGGCAAUGAUUGAACUAUACUCCAAAUGUCGAAUGUUGGAUGAUGCUUUACGUGUUUUUGAGGAAUAUACUCAACCAGACAUUGUAUUGUGGACUACCAUGAUUACUGGAUUUGAGCAGAGUGGUGAUGCUGUAGAAGCUCUGUCCUUAUUCACGAGAAUGGUAAUGCUGGGGCGUGUUUGUCCGGACGCUAUAACCCUUGUUAGUGUUGUUUCGGCUUGUGGGCAGUUGUUAAAUUUAAAGGCCGGAAUUAGCGUGCAUGGUUUUGCGGUUAAGAUGGGGCUUUAUAGUGGCCUAUCAUUGUCCAAUGCUUUCUUGAAUUUAUAUGCAAAAACGGGCUGUGUCAAUGCUGCGUCCAAUUUGUUUAAGAAAAUGCAAGAAAAAGAUGUGAUUUCCUGGGGUUCUCUCAUUGCUUGUUAUGCUCAUAAUGGGGCUGCUAAGGAAGCUUUAGAUGUUUUUAGUGAGAUGACACAUAAACGAGUUGAACCCAAUUCAGUUACUGUUAUCGGUGCUUUGCAAGCGUGUGAAGCAACUUGUAAUUUAGAAGAGGGUAAGAAAAUCCAUGAAAUUGCUGCUCGGAAAGGGUUUGAGUUAGAUGUCUUGGUUUGUACAGCUCUGAUUGAUAUGUAUAUGAAUUGUGGUUCCCCUGAUGAAGCAGUCGAACUCUUUCAUAGAAUGACCAAGAAAGAUGCAGUUUGUUGGGCUGCUUUGUUAUGCGGAUGUGUUCAAAAUGGAAUGGGAGGCAAGUCAAUGGGAAUAUUUUGCAAUAUGCUGUCCAGUGGUAUCCAACCUGAUGCUGUUGUUAUGGCGAAGAUUCUCACAGCUUGUUCAGAACUAGGGAUUCUUCAACAAGCUUUUUGCCUUCAUGGUUUUGUCAUCAAAUGUGGCUUCAGCAAUAAUGCUUUUAUUGGUGGUUCACUUAUAGAAUCUUACUCAAAAUGCUGUAGCUUAGAUAAUGCUAUUAAGGUUUUCGAAGGAAUUAAUGACAGAGAUAUUGUUAUUUGGAGCUCAAUGAUUGCAGGUUAUGGAAUGCAUGGCAGAGGGAGGGAAGCCCUAGAAUUAUUUGAUCAGAUGGUUAAGAAUACAACAAUUAGGCCUAACAAUGUAACAUUCCUUUCAAUUUUAUCUGCUUGUAGCCAUGUUGGUUUGGUUAAAGAAGGGAUUGAAUUAUUUAAUAUGAUGGUUCAUGAAUACCAACUGAUGCCCAACUCGAAGCAUUAUGGCAUAAUGGUUGAUCUGCUUGGCCGCACUGGAGAGUUGGACAAGGCUAUGGGCAUUAUUAACCAAAUGGCAGUCCCUGGUGGGCCCCAUGUCUGGGGGGCCUUGCUUGGUGCAUGUAGGAUUCAUCAGAACACCGAGAUGGGAGAGGUUGCAGCAAGGAAUCUUUUUCAGUUAGACCCUGAUCAUGCAGGUUAUUACAUUCUGUUAUCAAAUAUUUAUGCCAGUGAUGGAAAAUGGGAUGAUAUGACAAAACUUAGAACUUUAGUCAAAGACAAAAUGUUGAAGAAGCUAUCUGGUCAAAGCAGGGUUGAGGUCAGAAGUGAAGUCACCAUCUCAUAA